This is a messenger RNA of Dromiciops gliroides (monito del monte), 7451 nucleotides long. It is a transcript of the gene GANC, whose product is annotated as glucosidase alpha, neutral C. The record is from RefSeq and is a predicted model, not a curated record. Gene Ontology annotation, molecular function: carbohydrate binding; alpha-1,4-glucosidase activity. The coding region runs from base 254 to 2995 and encodes 913 amino acids. The transcript has 24 exons. Gene Ontology annotation, biological process: N-glycan processing; carbohydrate metabolic process. NCBI's taxonomy places the organism in Eukaryota, Metazoa, Chordata, Mammalia, Microbiotheria, Microbiotheriidae.
UAAGAGUGGAGGUCAUUCACUUCAUCUGCCUUGCUUAUUAAAGGCCACGCAGAGGGCCAGUAUUUUGACAAGACUACCUUUUCCCAGAAGCCUAUGGGAAGGUGGAGUCAGGACUGUAAUUGACUAAAGACCUUUGUGUUGAUUUAAACAACCCCCCGCAGCUGGCAAUGGAACCGUGCUUGGUGUGCGGAGCGCUUGAGUUGGUCUGAGCCAAAGCCCGAGCCCGCCGGGUGCUUGGAACUGCUGAGCGGCCAUGGAAGCGGCCGGCGGCGAAGACACCAUCAGCUUUCAAGAUGAAGCUGUGGAUAAAAGCGUCUUUAAGGACUGCAACAAAAUCGGUUUCUACAGACGUCAGAAGCUACUUCCAAGGAAGAAUCCCUAUCGGGCAUUACUGGACUCAGUCACUUCAGGCAAAGAGAGCACCAAAUUCCAGAUCAUCAAUGAAGUGAAUAAGGUUCCUCUCUUGGCUGAAGUCUAUGGAAUAGAGGGAAACAUUAUCAGGUUUAAAAUCAAUGAAAUGGCUCCCUUGAAACCAAGGUAUGAAGUCUUGGAUGUCCUUAUACAGCAGCCAGUCACCAAAAGGCUGACCCCAUGCCCAGGGGGUACAGGUAUGCUGGUGCUCAAAGAUGACUCAGGACAGCUGAAAUUGCACAUCACAGCCAACCCCUUCAAAAUAGAUUUGUCUUCUGAAGAGGAACCUGUGCUGAGCAUCAAUUCCAUGGGCCAUCUGUUCUUUGAACAUUUGCAGAUGCCUCCCAAACACAGACCUUCCACAGAAAGUGAGGAAGAUGUGUCCACUGAUCAUCCCCAGGAAAGUCAAGAUGAUCUGGGCCUUUGGCAAGAGAAAUUUGGCAAAUUUGUGGAUAUCAAAACUAAUGGCCCCAGCUCCAUAGGCCUCGACUUCUCCUUGCAUGGAUUCCAGCAUGUCUACGGGAUACCACAACACGCAGAGACCCAUCAGCUCCAAAACACUGGUGAUACUGAAGCUUACCGACUUUACAACCUGGAUGUCUAUGGAUAUAAGCUACAUGACAAAUUGGGUAUUUAUGGUUCUAUACCCUAUCUCCUAGCACACAAACUGGACAGAACUGUAGGGAUUUUCUGGCUGAAUGCCUCAGAAACGCUGGUGGAAAUCAACACACAACCUACAAUAGAACACACGUUGUCCCCAAAAGGCUCAGUUUUGGCGAAGCAGAAAGCCAGGGCUCGAACUGAUGUGUGUUGGAUGUCAGAGAGUGGAAUCAUUGAUGUUUUUCUGUUAAUGGGACCAACCCCUGCUGCAGUCUUCAAACAGUACUCAAUACUUACAGGCACCCAAGCCCUGCCGCCAUUCUUCUCCUUGGGAUACCAUCAGUGCCGUUGGAACUAUGAUGAUGAGCAAGAUGUCAAGGCUGUGGAUGCCGGUUUUGAUGACCAUGAUAUUCCUUAUGAUGUCAUAUGGUUGGACAUAGAACAUACUGAAGGCAAACGGUACUUCACGUGGGACAAAAAGAAAUUUCCAAAUCCUAAGAGGAUGCAAGAGCUGAUCAAGAGCAAAAAACGCAAGGUGGUGGUCAUUUCUGAUCCCCAUAUUAAGGUUGAUCCCAUGUACUCAUUGUACUCUCAGGCAAAAGAAAAGGGCUACUUUGUGAAAAACAACAAAGGCAGAGACUUUGAGGGUACAUGUUGGCCUGGGGCCUCUUCUUACUUGGAUUUCACCAACCCCAAGGUACGAGAAUGGUAUUCAGGUCUUUUUGCCUUCUCUGAAUAUCAGGGUUCUACUGACAUCCUCUUUGUAUGGAAUGAUAUGAAUGAACCCUCUGUCUUUAGAGGGCCCGAGCAGACCAUGGAGAAGAGUGCUAUUCAUCAUGGCAACUGGGAGCACAGAGACCUCCACAACAUGUAUGGCUUUUACCAGCAAAUGGCUACAGCCGAGGGACUGAUCCAGAGGUCUAAAGGGGAGGAGAGACCCUUUGUUUUGACACGUUCUUUCUUUGCUGGAUCACAGAAGUACGGCGCAGUAUGGACAGGAGACAACGUAUCAGAGUGGGGCUACCUGAAAAUUUCCAUCCCGAUGUUGCUGACUCUCAGUGUUACUGGAAUCUCUUUUUGUGGAGCUGAUGUAGGUGGGUUCGUUGGGGAUCCAGAGCCAGAGUUGCUGGUACGCUGGUACCAGGCCGGAGCCUACCAGCCCUUCUUCCGAGGCCAUUCCACCAUGAACACUAAGCGGCGUGAACCUUGGUUAUUUGGAGAGGAACAUACCAAGCUCAUCAGAGGAGCCAUCAAAGAGCGAUAUGCCCUCCUGCCUUAUUGGUAUUCUUUGUUCUACCAUGCACAUGUAGCUUCCGAACCAGUCAUGAGGCCCCUCUGGGUGGAAUUCCCAAAGGAAUUAGAAACUUUUGGUGUGGAAGAUGAGUACAUGUUAGGAAGUGCUUUGCUAAUACAUCCAGUCACAGAACCAAAGGUCACGAUGGUUGAUGUCUUUCUGCCCGGGUCUGAGGAGGUCUGGUAUGACUUGCAGACAUUUGUUCGUUGGGAAGGAGCACGUACCCUGAAGGUCCCUGUAACGUUGAAUAGAAUACCAGUAUUUCAGCGAGGCGGAAGUGUGAUACCAAUGAAGACUGCUGUGGGGAGAUCCACAGGGUGGAUGACCCAUCUCCCUUAUGAACUCCGUGUUGCUCUGGACACCAAGGGUUCCGCGAGAGGUGACCUCUACCUUGAUGAUGGACAUUCAUUCCAGUACCUCCAUCAAAAGCAGUUUCUUCAUAGGAAGUUUUUAUUCUGUGAUGGUGUGUUGUCCUCCAGCUGUGCAGAUGAAAAUGCUCAUUACCACAGUGAGUGUGUGGUGGAAAAAAUCCUGAUCCUGGGCAUCAAUAAGCAGCCUUCUUCUGUGACUGCCAAUUCUGGUGGGGCAAAUAAGCCCAUGUCUUUUACCUACUGCUCCAAGACAGCUGUGCUUCACCUGGAAAACCUUUCCUUGAAUGUCGGCGCCGAUUGGGAGGUCCGCGUCAAGUGACAAGAGAAGCAGGACCAUCACAGCCUUUGAAGGAAAGUCCAAAGAGAACCGGUCUUGGAGAAUGUCCAGAGUGCUCUGUACCUGAGCUCCUGCCUGGCUUGUGCUGCUCUCAGAUUGACUUGGCUGAAUCAGAGAGACCCUUCACUGGUCAUAGUACAACCGUUUGAUGAAGGGGCACUGUGAUAUUUCAUAUUUUCUUUCCUUUUUGAUUUUUGGGGCAUGUUAAGCUUUGAUUUCAUUAUGUCAGAAGCUGGUGCUUUUCCUUGAAACAAAUAACCUAGAAAUGGCAGGUUGCCUUCAUUGCUUAGUUUUGAGCAUCUCAGAGUCGUGAUUUGGGUUGGCACUGUGCCAAGCACUGUAACACAAUGAGCCACCUCUCUUUCCUGUGCCAGGUGCGGCAGGCUUUAGAAAGAGGGAUGGGUGGGUGUAGCUCUGUAGGAUCUCUUCCUAUCUGUGCCUGUCCUGGGCCACACCCCUGAAGGGUGUCACGGUCUUAGACAAAGCUAGCAGCUGUGGUGCGACAGGAAUUCUGCCAUAUGUAUGUGGUGGGCACUCUGAAGCUAUAUUGCACCCACUCUGGGAUAAAUGAAACAAAACCCUGAAUGGCAGCUGAGAGCUUUUUUUGGUCAAGCAAUUGGCUCAAGGGGAGCAAAGAUAGUUCUUCUCCCCUACAUGCCCAGAAGGGUUCAUCUCAAGCAUCCUCCCAGGCUAAAGAGUACAUAUAUCAUUAUUACUUUUACAGAUUAAUUUUACACAAGUUUUACUUUCUAGCUCAAGGAGCUAUAGUGGAUUGACAUUGCAUACAGGAGUAAGUGAGGCCUUCUGAGUCCUUGAAUGGUCCUCCAAAUACGGCAGACUCAUUCCUGCCCUCGUUUCUUUGCUUCUGCUGGGCCCCAAAUACUAAUUCUUAUUCACAUCUUGCUUACUCUUCAAAGUCCAGUUCAAGUCUCACCUCCUCUAUGAAGCUUUCUUCCAACACCCAGUAAUCCCUUCUCAGAAAUUUAGUGCAACAAAAUCAAUGUACAAUCAGUCAAUAAAAAGGGAAGCUGCUGAUCGUGAAAAGAGUUUUGCAUCAAAUGUCUCUGAUAAUACUAAGGUAUAUAAGGAACUAAUACAGAUAUAUAAUACCCAGAGCUUUCCCAGUAGAUAAGUGGUUAAAGGAGAUGAACAAAUAGUCCUUGAAAGAGCUACAAACUAUUAGCCAGGUAAAAGGGCAUCAGGGUGGUGCAAUGGAUUGACUGCUAGGCCUGAAGUCAGGAAGACUCAUCUUCCUCAGUUCAAAUGUGGCUUCAGACACUUACUAGUUUUGUUACCUUGGGUAAAUCACUUGGUCUUGUUUGCCUCAGUUUCCUCAUCUGUAAAAAUGAGCCGGAGAUGGAAAUGGCAAACCACUCCAGUAUCUUUGCUAAGAAAACCCCAAACGGGGUCAUGAAGAAACAGAAAUGACUAAAUAACAGCCAUGUAAAAAUUGUUCCUAAUAAUAACCUUAAUUUAUGUGGCACUUGAAGAUUUGCAACAUUCUUUACAUAUAUUAUCUCACUGGAUCCUCACAACAACCCUAUGAAGUAGGUGCUGUUAUUAUCUCCAUUUCACAAAUAAGGGAACAGAGCCUUAGGGAGAUCAAGUGACUUGUCUAGAGUAACUCAACUAAUAAGUGUCUGAGACUGGGUUUGAACUCAAGCCUUCCUAACUCUAGGUCUGAUGUUCUGUCCACCGUACUAAUAAUGAGAACUGUCCAUCAAAGCAACCCUGAGAUUGUAUCUCCCAUUUAACAAAUUGGUAAAGAUGGCAAAAGAUGGAAAUAAUCAACACUGGAGGGGCUGUGGAAAGACAGGUACCCUAAUACAAGUUGAUGGAGCUGUGAACUGGUCCAACCAUUCUGGAAAGCAUUUUAGCAUUAUGCUAAGGAAAUGACUAAAAUGCCUAUAUCCUUUGACUCACAGACUCCUGCUAGGCUUAUCACAAUGCAAAGAGGUCAAAGUUAAAGCCUAACCCUAUUUUUUUUUGGUUUUUUUUGUGGGGGUUUUUUGGGUUUUUUUGCAGGCAAUGGGGGGUUAAGUGACUUACCCAGGGUCACACAGCUAGUAAGCGUCAAGUGUCUGAGGCCGAAUUUGAACUCAGGUACUCCUGAAUUCAGGGCUGUUGCUUUAACCACUGCGCCAUCUAGCUGCCCCAUCUAACCCUAUCUUGGCACUGGUGAAGCAGUUUAGUCUUAUACUAUCUUCUACUCUUGCCUCCAUGUCCUUUCAACAAACACUUUGUGCCAAGCCUCAGUCCUGGAUUACACCCAUUAUCCACCUCUAUCGAGUCUAUCCAUGGGUUGUUGAAUGACCAGAGCUGAGGGGGAAGUCAGAAAACUGGGCUGCUUUGGAUCUACUACAAAUUUGUCUUGUCUAAUCUCAACUGGGCCCUUGCUGCAACAAGGCAGUUGUUCUAUUCCUACCUAAUCUGUUUGCUAUCUGACUCUACACAGAGACUAUUCCAAAACUCUUCAUCUCCUCAAGCCUCUCAUGGUAUCCUGUCCCUCCCCUUCUCCCACUCAUCCUCUCAGCUGAGGACCUUACCUCACAUUUUGCUUACAAAAUUUGAGGCCAAUAGCCAGGAGUUCCUCCUUUUUUCCUUCCCCUCAUCUCACAUAACACGGGCAUUUCCCCCCAUUGUCUCCCUCCUCUCUCCUUACUUAGGCCAAUCCCUCCACACUCCCUCUUUUUUUUUUUUUGAAGUUUUUGUUUACUCUGAUUUUAUUUGUUUUUGUUUUGUUUUUUAUUUUGUGGGGCAAUGACGGUUAAGUGACUUGCCCAGGGUCACACAGCUAGUAUGUGGCAAGUGUCUGAGUUCGGUUUUGAACUCAGGUCCUCCUGAAUCCAGGAAUGUGCUUUAUCAACUGCACCAUCUAGCUGCCCCUCUACACUCACCCUUGAACUAAUUCCCUUCUGGCUUCUCUAACAGAAUGCCUUUACUAUGUGCCCACUUAUGACUCCCUAUCUUCUACUCUAUUGUCCACAAGCAUGCCCAUGUCUUCACAUUUUUAAAAAAUCCCUCACUUGGCCUUACCAUCCUCACUAGCUCUUGACCUAUAUCUCUUCUCCCCUUCUUGACUAAACUCUUUAAGAAAGCAGUAUUCUUUUGGUGGAUCCACUCCCUCUCUUCUCAUUCUGUCCUGAACCCUCUGCAGUCUAAUUUCUGAUAUCAUCAGAGAGAAACUCCUCUCUCCAAAGUUACCAGUUAUCUCUUAAAUUCCAAAUAUAAAGGCCUUUUCUUGCACAUCAUCCUUCCUGACCUCUCUCUGGCAUUUGAUAUUGUUGAACAUUUUCUCAUCCUAGAUGUUCUCUCCUCUCUAGAAUUUGGUGCUUUUGCCGAUUCACUUCUCUGAAGUUCUUCAUCCAUGCCACACCCACUAACCAGGCAUUAUCCUGAGCUUUCGCAUCCCUCUCUACUAUCUCACUUGAUGAUCUCAUCAGCUCCUAUGCAUUUAAUUAUCACCUCUAUGCAGAUGAUUCCCAAACUUAUAUAUCCAGCCAUAGUCUCCCUGCUGACCUGCAGUCCCACAUCAUCAGCUGUAUUUUGGACAGCUCUAAGUGGAUGUCUUUAGGCAUCUCAAACUCAGCAUGUUCAGAACAGAAUUCAUGUUUCUCAGAUAUAGUCCAAUACUCCAAUGAGAUCAGAGAUUAAAAGACCUAUAUGUACAAAAAUAUUUCUAGCAUCCCUUUUUGUGGUGACCCAAAACUGGAAAUUAAGAUGUCCAACAACUGAGAAUGGCUGAAUAAGUUCUGGAAUAUGCAUGUGUUGGAGUACUAUUGUGUUAUAAGAAAUGAGGAAAUAGAUGACUUCUGAAAAAUGUGGAAAGAUUUCUAUAAACUGAUUAAGAAGCAGAAGAAGAAAAACCAUUUAUAUUAUGGCGUCAAUAUUUUUAAAUGAACAGUUUGGGUGAAUUUUUUAAACCAACAAAAAAUGAAAUGAGCAGAACCAGGACAAUUUAUGCAGUGACAACAACAGUGUAAAAAUGAGCAGCUCUGAAAGCUUGUGAGAACUAUGAUCAAUGCAGUGAACCUUGACGAUUCCAGAGGGUGAUGAUUGAACAUGCUAUUUAUUACAGAGAGAAUAGUGAUCUAUAGUGCAGAAGGAGACACAUCUAUUUUUGUAUAUAGCCAUUGAGGGAAUUGGCUUUUCUUGACUAUGAAUACUUGUUAUGAGAAAUUUGAGCAUUUUUACCUUUUGUUCAAUGAGUGGGGUAUGGGGUGGGAAAGAAAAUAUUUUUCUGUUAAUCUUUUUUAAAAUAGAGAGGUAGGGGUGCUACAAAUGUGAAAUGUUGCCCUCACUUUCAGAUGAGGUUAUUCAUUGUGUUCUUAGUUUAACUUAACUGUUUUAUUUAGUUACAAAAGAUCUCUCAUCAAGUGGGAGCAAUCUCUAAAUUAUGUGAUAUAAAAACAAAAUAUAUCAAUAAAACUGAAAGUGA